Racocetra fulgida is the source of this 421-nucleotide messenger RNA. The record is from the annotation of a GenBank genome assembly. Lineage: Eukaryota; Fungi; Glomeromycota; Glomeromycetes; Diversisporales; Gigasporaceae.
AUGUCGGAACUUAAUCUUUCUAACCCUCCAAAAAUCAUUGCUUCUGAUGGAAUCGCUCAAAUUGAAGUUUUUUCUGCAAAUGAAUCAAAUACCAAAGGAAUUCAAUAUUGCAAGGGCUUUAUUAAUGGCAACGAAACUUCAAAAACUGUCGAUUUAAUUGUCAAAGGGGGCUUACCUACGUGGUUAAAAGGUGAAUUCUUUACUGUGGGUCCAAGUACUUAUGAUAUAAAAUAUACAAAAAUGAUCGGUACUGAAGAAGGUUACGAAAGUGAGCUUGACGCGUAUGAUCUUACCCCUACACGUGUGUUUUCAUGGGAUGAAUUGGAUCCAAUGGUUAAGGGUGAUCAUGCAUCUCCCCAUUCUCAUUUCGAUGAGGCUACUGGAGAAUUGAUCAACUUUAAUAUGGAGUAUCAUACUAUGG